AUGCGCAUAUCUCAGAGCCCCGCCCUUCCCGUCAGCCCUUGGAACCCCACUCGAGGCAGCCAUAGCCGGAAGUGGCUCCGACACUUCCGCUCCGGGGGCGAGGAGCUGGACGGUUAUUCACGGCGGUUGUUCGGCCAAGGGCGGCUUCACAGGACUGAUCUGCAGUCGAGCCUCAGUUCUGCAGAGGGAAGAGACCCAGGGCUUUAUAGGAGUCAGGGUGAGGACCCUGAGAGAACAGUGAUGAUACCACUCACCCACAAACAGAGGAGGCAACAGAGAGUGCCCCCCUCCUUGUUCGCAGCCCUGAGGAGCCCAGAUCACCCGCUGUCCUACCUGCACUCCUGCCUGUUGUCCCUGACCACAGCCACCAUGCGUCGGGGUCAGCGGGCUACUACUCAGAGAAAGCUGGGCGCUAAGUCAUGUAGCACUCUCAAGAGUCCUCAGAGGGCCCGAGCCACCAGCACUAAGCCUGCAGGUGUUUCUCCCAGAAGAUCAUACAAAGGAGCCAAAGGCCAAACGGAGAAAAAGCAGAGGUCCUCUCAGGCCCCCGUCUCCACUGUGCGGUCUCGAAAACGCCCUCUAAGGAAGACAGCGAAUGUGUUGGUGCAGUUCCUGAUGCACAUGUAUAAAAAGAAGAAGCCUGCUAUGAAAGCACAUAUGCUGAAGCUGAUCCAUAAAAAGUACCAAAAUCGAUUCCUUGAGAUCCUCAGAAGAGCUUCUUUCAGCAUGGAGGUGGUAUUUGGUAUUGACUUAAAGGAAGUGGACCCUACCAAGCAUUCUUACACCUUUGUCAGCAAAAUGGCUCUCCCCAACAAUGGGGCCGUGAGCCGUGUCAGGGGGUUCCCCAAGACUGGCCUCCUGAUGCAUCUCCUGGGCGUGAUCCUCAUGAAGGGCAACUGCGCCACCGAGGAGACUAUCUGGGAAUUCCUGAGUAAGAUGAGAAUCUAUGCCGGGAAGAGGCACUUCCUGUUUGGGGAGCCCAAGAAGCUCAUCACCCAAGAUUUGGUGAAGCUGAAGUAUUUGGAGUACCGGCAAGUGGCCAACAGUGAUCCAGCGCGCUACGAGUUCCUGUGGGGCCCGAGAUCCUAUGCUGAGACCAGCAAGAUGAAAGUCCUGGAGUUCCUGGCCAAGGUCAAUCACACCGUCCCCAGUGCCUUCCAGUCUUGCUAUGAAGAGGCUUUGAAAGAUGAGGAAGAGAGAGCCCAAGCCAGUGGGUGUUCCAGUGUUCUGCCCAGCUCCUCCCACACAGAAUCUGGGGCAGAUCCUGUAUCCGUGGCUGAAGAGAGCGUUCAGUGUUCCAAGUAG
This is a messenger RNA of Kogia breviceps (pygmy sperm whale), 1305 nucleotides long. The record is from RefSeq and is a predicted model, not a curated record. Lineage: Eukaryota; Metazoa; Chordata; Mammalia; Artiodactyla; Physeteridae.